AUGUUCGUCGACUCUUAUCUGAAAUGGGCUGCUAUCGGUUUGGCCACUGCCCAGCUCAGUGCUGCCCAGACUUAUUCAUCUUGCAACCCGACGAAGAAAACCUGCCCUGCCGACACCGGUCUGAACAAAUGGCAAUUCGAUACCGACUUCACUUCGGGCUCGUCUUCCUUCAGCAAGUGGAAUGUCACCGCGGGCACCGUUGAGAGCACUUCGCUCGGCGCGAAGUUCACCAUCUCCGAGCAGGGAGAUGCCCCCACCAUCGAGAGUGAAUUCUAUAUUUUCUUCGGUCGCGUUGAUGUCAAUUUCAGAGCCGCCAAUGGUACUGGUAUCAUUAGCACUAUGGUUAUGGAGUCUGAUGAUCUUGAUGAGAUUGACUGGGAGCAAAUCAGCACCUACGAUACUUCCAUUCAGACCGACUAUUUCGGCAAGGGCAACACUACAUCCUACGAUCGCGGCACCACUGUCACAGUUUCCACCCCUGAAGAGACUUUCCACACCUACAGUGUUGACUGGACCUCCAGCCGUAUCGAGUGGCUACUAGACGGCGAUGUCGUCCGUACCUUGGAAUACGCCGAUGCUACUCCCAUGCGCAUCAAGAUCGGUAUCUGGGCUGGUGGUGACCCUGACAACAGUGAGGGUACCAUUGAGUGGGCUGGUGGUGAGACUGACUACACCGACGGUCCCUUCACCAUGUACGUGGAUUCCGUCAACAUCACCAACUACAACCCCGCCCAGGCCUACAAGUACACCGACAAGACCGGCGCCUAUACUAGCAUUAAAGCUUCCAAUGGUACCUCUUCAACCAACCUGUCCGGCACGACAUCGAGGUCCGUCUCCUCUAGCAUCGCAUCAUCCAGCUCUGCUUCCAAGGCCUCUAGCUCUUCUGCUGCUAGCGCAUCUGCUUCGUCGAAGAUGACCUCCGCCGCCUCCAUCUCGAUGUAUUCGUCCAUCUUUGUCACUGCCAUGGUCGCCUUUGCUGUUGGUGCUCUCCAAAUUUAG
This is a messenger RNA of Penicillium waksmanii, 999 nucleotides long. RefSeq names its product glycoside hydrolase family 16 protein. Lineage: Eukaryota; Fungi; Ascomycota; Eurotiomycetes; Eurotiales; Aspergillaceae. Gene Ontology annotation, cellular component: fungal-type cell wall. The coding region runs from base 1 to 999 and encodes 332 amino acids. Gene Ontology annotation, biological process: fungal-type cell wall organization; carbohydrate metabolic process. Gene Ontology annotation, molecular function: glycosyltransferase activity; hydrolase activity, hydrolyzing O-glycosyl compounds. The transcript has 4 exons. The record is from RefSeq and is a predicted model, not a curated record.